AUGGCCGACCCUCCGUCUCUCCUCACGAUGCCUGUCGAAAUUCAGUUGGAGAUAUGCGAUCACCUUUUGCAGAGUACCACUCGGACGAAACAGCCCAAACCCGGCAUUGGCACCUGGCAAAGCACGAUGGAAAACUACUGUGCUCUCGGGAGCCUCUCGCUCACCUGCAAGCAUUUUCGAAAGAUCACAGCCCCCCUGCUUUAUCGGCGUGUCAGGGUCUCCAUCCGCAAGCCCGCCGCCUUCAUUCGGCUCAUCAGGCGCUUCUCGCAGUUUCCCGGCUGCGCAAAACUCGUCAGCGAGCUCACAAUCCACAGCGGCCGGGCCGGUUCUGCUCUCUCGAGAUCGCAGAAGAACUUUCUAUUUCGAGAGGCACAUCGCUUGGGGCUCAGAUUACUGAUUGGAGGCAAUGGCCUGUCCAGUCAGCUCGAAUCAAUCCUCAUUGACGUGGCCUUGUGCCGACUUUCCACCAUUAGAAAGCUCACCCUUUCCCUACCCGGGACGACAACGACCGAGGAGGGACAGUUUCCUCCCCCGUUGAACGAAUCUGAUGUGGAGAGCCAUGAGCCUUUCGCGUUCCGUUACGCGAACCGCUUUCCCGCUUUCUUUGCUCUGAGCUCCCUGCAGCGUCUCGAGGCUUAUCCCAUGACCUUCAACGAGACUGCCACAGACAAAUUGCAUUCGGAGUCUUUGGCCGCCCUUCUGAGCCGUACGCCGGCGCUCACCCACCUGAAAAUCGGGCGCUGUGAUCAAGGAACGUCGGGACACGGGAUCAUCCAAAAUCUCUUACCGCAGCUGAGAGACAUCCAUCUUGUCGAUGCUCUGGACAAGGAUCUCGCCGCGAUCAAAACCUUUUGCCCUCAGCUCGAGAGAUUCCGCCUCGGGGAGGAUGGCCGCGGCUGUUCCCCAAUGCAGAGCAUUUUCAUGAUGCUCGGCAUCACGAACUCGACAUCGACCCUGGCGUCUGGGCAGCCUCGACCCUCCAUCACCCCAAGUGUUUUCAAGGCUUUACUGCCGAUGAAGGGGACUCUCCACGAUUUUGACCUCGACUGUGACACCUUCCGCGCCCAAACGAUUCGAGACCUAACUCAUUUGGCUCACUUUCGAGCUCUCCGGUCGCUACGGCUAGUCUUUGGGACAUGGCCGACAGGGGAUAAUGCCGCCCUGAUUCGCAAGCUUUCACCUGAUCUCGAGUCCCUGUGUCUCGGGGGAGGCGAGAUCCCGGUAUACGACAUCGCCGUUUUGCUUAGCGAGCGUAUUCGAGAGGGUCGGCUUUCGAAACUGAAGCGGUUCGAGUACACGCUCCUCCGAAACCCGGCUGAAGAGCUUAUUACGGGUGCACCGCCGUCUUUGAAUCAUGAGAUGUCGCAAAAGGUUGCGGCAGUUUUGAAGGAAUAUGGUGUCUACUGUGUCCAGAGGCCGUAUCCUCCGCCCAUGGACACCGCCUAG
Molecule: messenger RNA, 1446 nt
Organism: Chaetomium fimeti
Lineage: Eukaryota; Fungi; Ascomycota; Sordariomycetes; Sordariales; Chaetomiaceae
Exons: 1
Coding region: 1-1446 (481 amino acids)
Source: RefSeq, a predicted model, not a curated record